Messenger RNA from Pieris macdunnoughi, 1083 nucleotides. The record is from the annotation of a GenBank genome assembly. Lineage: Eukaryota; Metazoa; Arthropoda; Insecta; Lepidoptera; Pieridae.
AUGCGAAGAGUUACUAAAAAGUUAUUGAAUUUAAUUGUAGGCUUGGCAUUGAUUGGAUUAUAUUGCGAAUUUAUUAUAUAUUAUAUAGUUAUCUCACAGUGUAGUUGGCCAACGUUAACGAAUACUAGAAAUAAGGAAGUUCUUAAGGCAUUCAUAUUAGCAGAUACACAUUUAUUAGGGCCUUUCAGAGGGCACUGGCUAGAUAAGCUAAGACGAGAAUGGCAAAUGCAUCAGGCAUUUCAAGCAGUUAUUAAAAUACAUAAGCCUGAUGUUGUAUUCGUAUUGGGAGACCUGUUUGAUGAAGGUGAAUGGACUAAUGACCAACAAUUUAAUGACUAUGUCGAUCGCUUCUAUAGUCUCUUUGCAUUACCAAAAGACAUUAAAAUGUAUGUAGCAGUUGGAAACCAUGAUAUUGGUUUUCAUAAUAGGAUCAGAAGAAAGGCCUUACAAAGAUUUACUGACCGUUUAAAAUCUCCUUUGGUGCAACAUGUGGUAUUGAAAAAUACUCACAUUAUUGUCAUAAACUCUAUGGCAAUGGAGGGUGAUUCCUGUAAUAUGUGUGCCGAAGCACAAAGACAGAUAUCACUUGUAUCAGAUAAACUUAUGAAAUGUUCCAAAAAUGACGAAAAUUGUGAAAAUCACAGCUAUAAUUACUCCCAACCUAUUCUUAUGCAGCACUUUCCACUUUACCGCAAAUCUGAUGCCAUAUGUACAGAACCAGAUGCACCUCCUUUACCAGAACGAAAUAAAUUGUUUCGUUUAAAAAUAGAUGCCUUGUCAAAAGAAGCAACUGAGUACCUCAUUAGUAAAAUACAACCUAGAGCAGUAUUUGGUGGUCACACACAUCAUGGAUGUUUGGUGAAACAUUCUUAUAAAAAUAAUGAAUUUUUGGAAUAUUCAGUACCUUCUUUCUCAUGGAGGAACAGGCCUGAUCCCAAGUUUAUGUUGGUUUCCAUAUCCCAUGAUGAGUAUUCUGUUAAUAAAUGUGGUCUCCCAAAAGAAGCAACUAUGAUAAGUUCUGCUGUGAUAAUGUCAUUGUUAUUAUUAUUUUAUGUAUUUACUAUAAGGAAAAUAGGUGCAUAA